Loxodonta africana (African savanna elephant) is the source of this 2961-nucleotide messenger RNA. RefSeq names its product filamin binding LIM protein 1 (gene FBLIM1). Gene Ontology annotation, molecular function: filamin binding. The record is from RefSeq and is a predicted model, not a curated record. Bases 200 to 1345 code for a protein of 381 amino acids. The transcript is spliced from 10 exons. Lineage: Eukaryota; Metazoa; Chordata; Mammalia; Proboscidea; Elephantidae. Gene Ontology annotation, cellular component: focal adhesion; stress fiber. Gene Ontology annotation, biological process: cell-cell adhesion.
CGGCGGCUGGUUUCGCCGGCUGGGGCGUCGGAGCAGAGCCCCGGGCGCGGCGGCCCAGUGGAGUUGCCCUGGACCGUGAGGACUUUGGCUCUCCCCGAAGACUCUGGGUCCCAGGUGUGCAGGUUGGGAAGCGGCACCUACAGGACUUUUGGGCUCCAUCCCUGUGACCAAAUCACCUGCCCCUUCAGGAGCCAAGGUGAUGGCUUCAAAAUCCGAGAAGAGGGUUGCCUCAUCUGUCUUUAUCACCCUGGCACCCCCUCGCCGAAAUGUGGCCGUGGCUGAGGAAGUGAGGGGGGCAGCUUGUGAGGCCCGGCCUGGCUGCCCCAGGGACUCCUCUGCCCCGACGAAGGCACCCGGGGCUGGCUCGGCAGGGAGGCCCAGCCCCCGGACACCCCUUGGCAAGGCUUUGGCAUUGACACCAGCUGUACCCUUUCAGCUCUCCAAUGGAGGAUGUUCCCCCCCUCCUCCUACCCUGGAAGGUGAGGACUCACUUCCUGACCUGGACCUCCUCCCACCUCCUCCGCCACCCCCACCGGCAUACCUGCCACCUCCAGAUGAGGAGCCCCUUGGCCCAGUGGGGGCAUCACUCAUAGCGGACUUAGAGCAGCUGCAGGUGCAUCUGCCUCCACCCCCACCCCCACCACAGGCCCCAGCAGAGGGGCUUCCGCUGCAGCCUCGGCCCGGUCAUCUCAGACCCAAGGAAGAGGAGCUGCCGCCUCCCCCAGAAGAGCCUGUUGGUGUUCCCGAGAGAGAGACAUCCACAGACAUCUGCGCCUUCUGCCACAAGACCGUGUCCCCCCGAGAGCUGGCUGUGGAGGCCAUGAAGAAACAGUACCACGCCCAGUGCUUUAUGUGCCGUACCUGCCGCCGCCAACUGGCCGGGCAGAGCUUCUACCAGAAGGAUGGGCGGCCCCUCUGUGAGCCCUGCUACCAGGACACCCUGGAGAAGUGUGGCAAGUGCGCAGAGGUGGUCCGGGAUCAUAUCAUCAGGGCCCUGGGCCAGGCCUUCCACCCCAGCUGCUUCACAUGUGUGACCUGCGCCCGGUGCAUUGGGGACGAGAGCUUUGCCCUGGACAGCCAGAACGAGGUGUACUGCCUGGACGACUUCUAUAGGAAAUUCGCCCCUGUGUGCAGCAUCUGUGAGAAUCCCAUCAUCCCCCGAGACGGGAAGGAUGCCUUCAAAAUCGAGUGCAUGGGAAGAAAUUUCCAUGAAAACUGCUACAGGUGUGAGGACUGCAGGAUCCUCUUGUCUGUUGAGCCCACUGACCAAGGCUGCUACCCCCUGAACGACCACCUCUUCUGCAAGCCAUGCCACGUGAAGCGGAGUGCUGCAGGGUGCUGCUGAGAGCACCCGCUGGGUGGUAGGCAGCCAGCGGCCCACUCGGCCUGGUCAGGGGCCCUUCCCUGACUUUGUUUCCCUUCCUGACCUGCUCUUGCACACUUUCCUUUCAAGCCUCAACACGGAGCAGCCUGCAGCCCUGCCCAUCAUGGCUGGGACCCAGGGGCCUAAGCCCCCCUAGGCUGGGCCUCCUCCCAGCACAGGUUUGGGGUGGCUGGUGGACAGCACCUCAAACUUUCAGCCCCGCCUCUGACCCCUCCAGACACUGGAGAGCUUCUAUGCAGUGAGCAUCAUGCCCAGAAGUCGCAUUUCCAAGGCUCUGGCACCCAUUUCCAGGGGAGAGUUAGGUGGUCCCCAGAUGGUGCCCAGCAUCCCUAGCACUGACCCUUUAGCUGUCUAGUUGGGGGUGCUAAGGAGUUUCUGUGGGGCACAAAUGGUUAAAUACUUAACUACUAGCUGAAAGGUUGGCACUUUGAACCCACCCAGAGGCGCCUUGGAAGACAGGCCUGGCAAUCUGCUUCCAAAAGGUCACAGCCUUGAAAACCCUAUGGAGCACAGUUCUACUCUGCACAAAUGGGGUCACCAUGAGUCAGAAUCUACUUGACAACAAUGAACACCACCAGCAACAGGGGGUGCUGGGACCAGCUCUGACUUGCAGAACUGAGCUGUUUGAGUAAAAUCCCAAGGUCCCUCAUAAAGUGCUUUUUUUUUUUUUUUUUUUUAAGCUUGAGGUUUGAACUGUGGAAAAUAGGAUUCCCUGGAUUCGUGGUGGCCUGGCCAUGGACAUCUCACAUCUGAGACUUGUACUGUUGGAAUGGGGAUGGGGCUGGCCCAGGAGGGAGCCUGCAUAGCAGGGGCAGGAGGAGGUGGUAUUGCCUAGACAGCCAGGGCUGUAGGCAACCCCUCCACCCUGCCUCAGGUGCCUCCUCCUGUGUGCUAUAGUGAUUUAACAGGCAUGAAUUGAGCGCCUGCUGUAUGCUGGGGAACGGAGUGCAGGACUCGGAGUGUUCUUUCUGCACCCUUGGCUGGGGCCUUGCACACUCAUCCCUACACAUGGACACACCCUUCCAGGACAGUGCCGGCGGCAUCCCUUCAGCCCCCUGGCUGUGCCCCCAAGCCCUCCUGCCCUGGCUGCCCUAUGACCACUGCCUCGGCAAGGCCACGCCUAGAAGACUCUUCCCUUUUAAAGAAAACCACUGUUGUUGCUUCGUGACUUCUCAGACUUGGCGAUGGGGCGUGAAGAAAUGAAACAAUUAUGCGUUCUUCCCUGGAGUCUUUGUAAUGGAGCACACGCACCAGUGAGGAUGCCCAGAUUCUGAGUACCUGGGAGAGUUUCUUUGUAGACCUGUUUAGGGGCUUCAGGCCAAAGCACAGCUUCUUGCCCUAAGCUUAGAGCAGCGAGUCUCAAACUUUAGUCAUGCACAUACCACCUUGACAGUUGUCGUAACCAAGGACCAUCUAUUCUGUUACUGCCUUAGUAGUUCCUUUAAAUCAACACCCUUCAUUUUCACUCAUUUCCAACUUUAGCCUUGUGCUAAGCAAUAUCCCCACCCAAUCACAUGCUGAUGUGCUAGUUAUGUUUUUUCCUAUUACACAUUAAAAUAAAUACUUAAGUUUGAAAA